AUGGCGGACGGCGAGGAGCUCGACGUGUACGGCGGGAGGCUCGCGGCGAUGGCGGCGAGGUACGCCAACCUCGGGGAGACGCUGGGCGACGCGGCGCUCGUCAAGAAGCUGCUGGAUACGGUGCCGGAUCGGCUCUUCCCCGCCAUCGCCGACAUCGAGCAGUUCCACGACGUGACGACGAUGGCGUUCGAUGAAGCGCUCGGGCGGCUGCGCGCGUUCAACGAGCGAGUUCAGCUUCGAUGGCAGGACAAAGGCGAGCGGGCGGACGGACAACUCGUGUUCACCGCGGCGCAGUGGCCGACGCGGGAGCGGCAGUAA
Triticum turgidum subsp. durum (durum wheat) is the source of this 318-nucleotide messenger RNA. NCBI's taxonomy places the organism in Eukaryota, Viridiplantae, Streptophyta, Magnoliopsida, Poales, Poaceae. The record is from the annotation of a GenBank genome assembly.